AUGUCAUCCUCCAUUAGAGCUCUGGAUCCUUCUGUGGUCAAUAAGAUUGCAGCUGGUGAAAUUAUUAUAUCUCCCGUUAAUGCCUUAAAAGAGAUGAUGGAAAAUUCCAUCGAUGCUAGUAGUACAACUAUCGAUAUUCUCGUGAAGGAAGGUGGUAUUAAAUUAUUACAGAUAUCAGAUAAUGGUUCUGGAAUCAAUAAGGAGGAUUUACCUAUAUUAUGUGAACGAUUUACUACUUCAAAAUUAUCUAAAUUUGAAGAUUUGAAUGAAAUUAAUACAUAUGGGUUUAGAGGUGAAGCUUUAGCUAGUAUAUCACAUAUUGCAAAAGUGACAGUGACUACAAAGACUAGUGAUGAUAAAUGUGCAUGGAAGGUUUCAUUUGCACAAGGUAAGAUGAUUGACACUCCACAACCAAUUGCUGGAACAAAUGGUACUACAAUAUUAGUGGAAGAUUUAUUUCAUAAUAUGCCAUCAAGAUUAAGGUCAUUAAGAUCUGCUAAUGAAGAAUAUAAUAAAAUUCUGGAUGUUGUAGGAAGAUAUGCCAUUCAUUCUUCACAGAUAGGGUUUUCAUGUAAAAAAUUUGGUGAUUCACAAUUUUCACUCUCCAUAAGGGCAACAUUGAAUACAAAGGAUAGAAUACGAGCAGUUUACAAUAGUACUAUUGCUACAAACUUGAUUGAUUUUGAACUAGAUAAAAAGGAAGGAUUGCCAUUAGAUAAAUUAACAGGUUAUAUUAGUAAUAUGAAUUAUGUUUCGAAAAAGGCUAUCUCACCUAUUUUUUUCAUUAAUAAUAGGUUAGUUACAUGUGAUCCUCUGAGAAGAAUAUUAAAUCAGACAUAUUUAAAUUUUUUACCUAAGGGGAACAAACCUUUCAUAUAUCUGAGCCUAAUGAUUGAACCAACAUCUGUAGAUGUUAAUGUACAUCCUACAAAACGAGAAGUUAGAUUUUUAAAUCAGGAUGAAAUUAUUGAACAAGUAUCCUUUAAGGUUAAUGAAGAGUUAUCAAAAGUGGAUACUUCUCGUACUUUCAAAGCUUCAUCUAUACUGACAGGUUCUCAAUCUAUUGGACAAACAUCCGCAAUAGGUAGAUCACAAUAUUCAUCCCGUCAAAGUCAAUCGCAGGUAGACAUGACGUCAAAUAAUAUCUCACCAAUAACUCCAAACAAAAUUAGAAAAUAUGAAAAUAAAAUGGUGAGAACAGAUGCAUCACAAGCCAAAAUUACAUCUUUUUUGAAGUCUAGUCAAUAUGUUGAGACUAGAUCUCUAUCUAAGGAUAAUAAUAAUAAUGAAAUUUUUAAUCUUGAAGAAGAGGAUAACGAGGAUAAACAAAAUACCAAUAUUUCGUCAACGUCACCUAAUGUGGAGGAUGUCAGCGGAGAUUUAGGACGGUCAACAGAAGAAAAUGGAAAUAAUACAACCGGGUCUACUCAAUCUAAGUACCAAGGAAACGAUUUUAAUUACGUUGUGGUCAAGAAUAAAAGAACUUUAGUUAAUUUAUCCAGUAUUAAAGAAUUAAGAGAAGCUGUAGAUGAAAGAGCUCAUAAAGAAUUAACUAACAUAUUUGCAAAUCUGAAUUAUGUAGGUAUUGUAGACACAGAAAGAAGACUUAUCUCCAUACAAUACGAUUUAAAACUAUUUUUGGUCGAUUAUGGUGCAAUUUGUAAUGAACUGUUUUACCAAAUAGGUUUAACAGAUUUUUCAAAUUUUGGGAAAAUUAACUUGCUGACUGGGGAUCAAGAAAACUUAAAAUUAGUAAACCUAUUAUCCAUAUUCAAAGAGCUUUCUAAAGAGGAUGUAAAUGAAAUUAUAAGUUCUUUGUGGAAUAUGAAAGAAAUGCUAGAUGAAUAUUUUUCAAUAAAACUAAGCAUUGAUGAUAAUGGUGAAGACUUAAAUCAUGUUCAACUAGUGUCGAUACCCUUGUUGUUAAAAGGAUACAAUCCUUCUUUGGAAAAAUUACCCCUUUUUAUCCGUCGUCUUGGAACCAAGGUAGAUUGGGAAAGUGAAAUAGAUUGUUUAAAUGCUAUCCUUAAAGAAAUUGCAUUAUUAUAUGUGCCACCAAUCAUAAAAACUCUCGACCAAAAAGAUGAGAACAUAUCAGAUGAUCAGAUGAUCGAUUUUGUUAAUAAAUCUCAGUCCCUUGAAGGGACAUUAGAAAAUGUAAUUUUCCCUACUAUUAAGAGGAGAUUUCUCGCAACUAAUGAUCUUGUGAAAGAUGUUGUUGAAAUUGCAAAUCUUCCUGGUCUCUACAAAGUCUUUGAAAGGUGUUAG
Molecule: messenger RNA, 2268 nt
Organism: Maudiozyma saulgeensis
Lineage: Eukaryota; Fungi; Ascomycota; Saccharomycetes; Saccharomycetales; Saccharomycetaceae
Source: the annotation of a GenBank genome assembly